AUGCGUACGAUAUUCAUACCCUCAACAAGACAUACACCAAAUUUGAAAAGAACUUCUUUAGACGACAAAGCGUUGAUCGACUGUGAAAGGGAAAAUGUCGUUGAACUCCAUAAUGAAGUUAUGGAUGGAAUUAGCUUGCUUCGAAAUCAAAUGGUGGAAAUUCAAGGCAAUAUGAGCAGAGCUAAUGCUGAGCGGUUAGAACAGGUUGAUUCCUUUGCAAAGAAGAUUCAGGCUGAAGAAGAUGCUAAUGUUGCUGCCGAGAAAGAGAAGAAUCUCAUUACUCAAGGCGUUGACAAUAGCGGCAGGAGAGGUGGUGGUGUUUCAACAGGCACCAGAUCAAAGCGAAAGCCAACCGGUAAUGAUAACGAUAGGCCAAUCAAAAGAGGCGGAGGUCGCAUCGGUGAUCAUAGUGGUAGAAGUAGUGAAGGUGAUCGUGGUGGUAGAAGCAGUGGAUGUGAUCGUGGUGGUAGAAGUGGUGGAAGUGAUCGUGGUGGUCGUUCUCUCCCUCCUAUCGAAACCUUCUGA
This is a messenger RNA of Impatiens glandulifera, 525 nucleotides long. Its product is annotated as keratin, type I cytoskeletal 10-like. NCBI's taxonomy places the organism in Eukaryota, Viridiplantae, Streptophyta, Magnoliopsida, Ericales, Balsaminaceae. The transcript has a single exon. The coding region runs from base 1 to 525 and encodes 174 amino acids. The record is from RefSeq and is a predicted model, not a curated record.